This is a messenger RNA of Heterotrigona itama, 678 nucleotides long. Lineage: Eukaryota; Metazoa; Arthropoda; Insecta; Hymenoptera; Apidae. The record is from the annotation of a GenBank genome assembly.
AUGGAAUUAGAUACGCAUACUUCAUGGACACAACUAACAGAAGAAGAUGAUGCUCUCCUUAAUGAAGCCAUUUGUAUGAGUUCAAAUGAACUGAACAAAAUUAUAGACUCUAACAAGGAGGAUGUAUUGAAAGAAAGUAAUCCAGAGACUAAAUCUUGUGUAGCUAAGACGCAUGUUAAUAGUGAACAGGAGAAAAAGGAAGAUGUCAGUUCAAAUGUAGAAGUUGAUAACAUAUCUAAAUUGAGAGGAAAUCAGACAAACAAUGCAACUGGUAUAAAUUGCGAAGAUAAUGUAAAGAAUAAACAACAUGAUGAUGGUUUACGUAAACGAACUAGGGAAAAUCAAAUAAAUAAUGAGGAUGCAAAAGUUUCUCGAACUAGACAUAAUAGUGAUUCAAGCUCCACUACUAAUUCUUCGGAUAGUGGUAAAAGACGGGUAGAAUAUGAAACAGAUCCUAGAGUUUUAGCUCGUAGACAAAAAGAAAUAGAUUAUGGGAAAAAUACUGUUGGAUAUGAUAGAUAUAUUCAAACUGUGCCUAAAGAGAAACGAACAAGAGAGCAUCCAAGAACACCACCAAAAUAUAUUAAAUAUAGUAGAAGAGGAUGGGAUAGCAUGGUAAGAUUGUGGAGGAAACAACUUCAUCAAUGGGAUCCUCCACAAGAUAGCAAUACUGAUUGA